Drosophila mauritiana is the source of this 796-nucleotide messenger RNA. RefSeq lists its product as uncharacterized. The transcript has 3 exons. Lineage: Eukaryota; Metazoa; Arthropoda; Insecta; Diptera; Drosophilidae. The record is from RefSeq and is a predicted model, not a curated record. Bases 93 to 761 code for a protein of 222 amino acids.
UGGGUUUGCCUAACACUCAGUGACAAACAAAACAUGUCACAAAAACACAGAUCCAAAAUACAUAAAAUUCAUUUGAAGUUAAUUUUAAAAUUAUGUGUGAGCCAAGCUUAUCCGAUUCAUCGACAUUCCUGUACUUGGAUAUGCUGGCGGAUAUUUUAAUGCAGGACAGCCUUGAAAUGGAGUCAGAUUUCAACACCAAGUUGAAAUUUCUUAAGGAACAGGAACAUAUUUGCCUAGACAAUGCCCAAAACGCACUUCCCGUGGUUGAAACCCUGAAAUCAGUAAAUCACAUCAUGCUUAGGGUAGAAAUGGAGCUGCAUGAAAACGAGAUUAACCUUAUAGAGGCGGAGAAAGCAGUUACGAAAUUGGAGCACAGCUAUCCGAGUCCUGAGAUCCUGGCCGGCCAAACGUAUCCUUUGGCAAGCACCACUUAUCAGGAUUUGCUGAGUAUGCUCAUGUCUACGAAAAAAACAGCCGACCAGUGCAAUCAGAUCAAAGAGGAGUUCGCGACGUAUAAUGAGCAAAUAUCCGCAAAAGUGCCUUCCGUAAAUUUGGUUACCAAGCUUAUCGAUUGCCACAAUAAUACACUGGAGUCUAUGGAAAAGCAGAUCGAAAAAUUGCAGAACCAGGUCACUCAAGUUCAAAAGGAGUUUGAGCUGCUUAAUAAAGAAUAUGAAAGUCAAUUCCAAGCAAUGUGCCCCUGCAAAAAGAUCAAGGAGUUAAAACGAAAAGACACAACUGAAGUACGACUACGCAUGUAAUCUGAUAACACAAUAUAUCCAACGAAUAUUAUAAA